Parasteatoda tepidariorum (common house spider) is the source of this 2043-nucleotide messenger RNA. RefSeq names its product serine hydrolase-like protein. NCBI's taxonomy places the organism in Eukaryota, Metazoa, Arthropoda, Arachnida, Araneae, Theridiidae. Gene Ontology annotation, cellular component: membrane. The record is from RefSeq and is a predicted model, not a curated record.
AUAAGCCGUCGGUAGUGUUGUCAAUAUAUCAAUCCAUCAAUAGUUUGUUAUGAUAGCCGGAUGAGGAUAACGUCGUAUUAUUAUGCUAUUACUGAAAUAUUUAUCAAAAGUAAAUCCUUUAUAUAAAAUCAGGUGAGAUAGAAUAUUAUAACAAGUGUAUUUGUUCAAACAAAAGAUCUUUAAUUUUUCCUUCUUGCAUAACUGAAAGGUAAUUUGCUGUGUCAUUGUUAAAAGAAGGAAGGUUUUUCCUUUCCUUCUAAACUGAAAUAGAUAUCUCCGAAGAUAAUCGCCUUUAACCCAUUGUCUUUUGAUACUUAUUUUCAAACAUACCGAAAGUAUUCUCUUGGUACAAUCUCAAAAAAUUUUCUCAUUUUACUGACAAAAAAAUGGCAAGCCAGUGGUCAAAUCCUAAAGAAAUAAGAAUACCUAUAUCAUAUGGUUUCAUUGCAGUUAAGGCUUGGGGUGAUGAAAGUGCAGAACCUGUCUUAGCACUUCAUGGCUGGCAAGACAACGCAGGGACAUUUGACAAACUUAUUCCUUUGUUAUCGUCGAAUCUUUAUAUUGUUGCAGUUGAUGGACCCGGUCAUGGUUUGUCUUCCCAUAAGCCCAAGGGAGCAUUUUAUCACUACAUGGAAAUCUUAGUUGAUAUUAAACGAGUCAUCGAUUAUUUAAAGUGGGAAACAUUUAGUAUUAUUGGUCAUAGUCUAGGAGGUACCGUCGGUCUUCUGUACAGUAGUGUUUAUCCAGAGAAAGUAAAAAAUUUGAUUCUCCUGGAUAUUAUUAAACCUGCCUCUCGAGAAACUCAUCUGUUGCCGAGUGUCACGAGAGAAGGAAUUGAAAACCUGUUGAAGAUCGAGAAAAAAACAAAUGAUCCGGCACCGGUUUACAGUUUGAAGGAGGCUGAAUCACGCCUGGUUGCGGGAAUGUAUAAUCAAAUAACGGAAGAAGGUGCGAGCGUUCUCCUGAGGAGAGGUUGCAAGCCAUCUGAAUGCGGUAAAGGUGUUGUGUUUUCUAGAGACAUCAGGGUAAAAAUGACCGAAGAUUUGCAAAAGUUCAGUCAUGAUGAUUUAAAAGCCUUUAUGAGCAAAGUAUGUUGUAACUUGUUAAUUAUUGUAGGGAACAAAUCAGUUGUUGUAAAAUCUCGUACUCCGGACGUGCUCGAUGAUUUCUUGGAAGUGUAUGAAAAAAACUGUCGCACGUUUAAAGUUGUGAAGGUUGAAGGAAAUCAUUUUGUACAUUUGAACAACCCUGAACGAGUUGCACCACUUAUAGAUGAUUUUUUUAAGAAUUUGGUUAAAUCUAAAUUUUGAUUAAAAUCAACUUAUGACAGAUUCUUGUAUGAAUUAAUAUUUAAUUCUCCUAGGCAAAUAUUUAAUGUUCGAUUCCAUUCAUUGUUGGGCAUGUAAUAUUUUCAUGUAAUUUUUAUUUAUUAUUUUAACUUUAGAAAACAAAUUUUUCAAUUUAUGGUACUACUUUUAAAGUAGCCUGUAAUGCUAAUUUCUGUAAAUAGAAAAAUUAAUGUUAAGUUUCUUACAAAUGUAAUUUCAAUUAAUUUUUGAUUGUACAUUAUGUUCGCAAAAUUCAAAGGAAGUUUUAUUAAUUUAUCUUUAAUUAUGGAGCUCUUAUUAUGAAUUGUGUUUAAAAAAAUUUCCUGUUUUAAACAACUUAAAAAAAUAUGUCAUUUUUAUAGCUGAAGAGUGUAUUUGAUUACAAUUACUUCCGUUGUAGGUUGCUUUUAUACAUUCUGAUUGUUAUUAUAACUGUUAUCAAAACAUGUCUUAUAAUUUCUUUUGAAAAAUAAUUUAUAUGUAGUAAUUAGUGCUUUGUAAUUAUUUCAAUAAUUUUUAGCAUAAUUCUCAGUUUGUUUAUUUUGAUUUAUUAGCUGUACGAUCACAUGAAAAACAAUUAUAAAUUUGAUUGCUUUAAAAGUAUUAUCUAUUUGUCAAUUUUAUUUUAAUAUUUUGAUAUAUGUCGCAUCACUUUUAAGAUGAAUGUUGUAUUUGUUUCAUGUUUAUCAUUAAAUUAUUUAUAUAUUUUUUGUUA